Oryza brachyantha (malo sina) is the source of this 2168-nucleotide messenger RNA. RefSeq names its product pentatricopeptide repeat-containing protein At2g17210-like. NCBI's taxonomy places the organism in Eukaryota, Viridiplantae, Streptophyta, Magnoliopsida, Poales, Poaceae. The record is from RefSeq and is a predicted model, not a curated record. The transcript has a single exon. Bases 40 to 2163 code for a protein of 707 amino acids. Gene Ontology annotation, biological process: RNA modification. Gene Ontology annotation, molecular function: protein binding; RNA binding.
UCAAAGUGAGCCACCACGGCUGGGCCUGGGCGGGUACUAAUGGCGACAGCGCCCGUGGUCGUCGUCGUCCGGCGAUACGGCAAGUCGGCGGCGGUCGUUAGUCUCCUGUCCAAGUCAGCCUCAGCUGGGGAUGGCACUCUGGCCUCACAGCUCCAGCUCCACGCCGGCGUCGCCAAGCGACCUCUCUCCGCCGCCGCUUCCAACUCCCUCCUCUGCUACUUCCUCCGCUCCUCUCGCCUCGACCUCGCGCUCGCCCACCUGCGCUGCCGCUCCACCCCGAGGGACUCUCUCACCUACAAUACCCUCCUCAACCACCUCCCUCCCUCCUCCUCCUCCUCCACCACCUUCCGCCUCUUCCGCUUCGCCAUGCGCGACGCUGCCGCGCGCUUCCGCCCCAACGUGGCCGCUCUCCUCGCCCUACUUCGCGCCUCCUCCUGCGAUUCCGACCACGUCCAGAUGGUGCAUGCCCAUCUUCUCAAGACGGCCGCCUGCAUUCACACGCCUGUCGCCAACUCCCUGCUCGCCACGUACGCAACCUUGGGGGAUUUCACCUCCGCGUCGAUCAUGUUCGGUGAAAUGCCUGCACGGGACGUUGCGUCCUGGACCUCCAUGAUCAGGGCCUGCCUGGGAGCCGGCUACGCCGUUGACGCCCUACGCAUCUUCAGGGAGAUGGUCGCCGACGGCGCGCUACAGGUGGACGGGGUCGUGGCCGUCGUUGUUCUGCGCGCGUGUGCCAUGCUGGAGGAUGUCGCGGUGGGAGCCUCCGUGCACGCCGUCGCGGCGCGCCGGGGCUUGGAACAAGGAGACCUCUUUGUGGCCAACUCGCUUGUUGACAUGUACGCCAAAUGUCUCGAUGUGCGGUCCGCGAGGAAGGUGUUCGAUCCCAUCUCCGUCAAGAACGUGGUGUCCUGGAACACCAUGCUCUCAGGACUCGUGCACGCUGAUUCCUGCCGCGAGGCGCUCCAUCUGCUGGCUUCUUCAACCUUGCAGAUUGGGGUGGGCGACGAGACGACGCUUGUGGUGCUGCUGCAGCUGUGCAAGAAGCUCGGGGGACAGGCCAUGUGGUGCAGGUCGGUCCAUGGCGCGGCCAUCAGGUGGCGGCUCCUGUCGAUGGCUCUGCUGAAUGCAUUGUUGGAUGCCUACGGCAAGUGCGGCCUUAUCGAUGACGUGCUGAGGCUCUUCCAAGGGAUGCGCGACAGGAAUGUCAUAACCUGGAGCACAGUCAUCGCUGCCUGUGCUCACAAUGGCCGGUCGCACGCUGCCGUGGCGUGCUUCGCCGCGAUGCGGGAGUCUGGGGAGCCGCCCAACUCGGUCACCUUGCUGAGCCUUGCGGAGGCGUGCGCCAACUGUGCGGAGAUGAGGGCGUCGAGACGCGCCCAUGGCGUGGCCGUCAGAAGCGGGUUGGGCUUGGAGCUGGCUGUGGGCAACGCGCUGGUCCACAUGUACGGCAAGUGUGGCGACCUUGGGGCGUCGGCGAGGGUGUUCGACACCAUGCCUGCCAAGGACGUGCUUACCUGGAACUCCAUGAUCGGCGCACUGGGAUUGAACGGCCGCGCACUGGACGCCCUCGCGCUCCUCCACAGGAUGGAGGUGGAGGGGGGCGCCAGGCCGAACGGCGUGACGAUGCUGGCCGCGCUGUCGGCAUGCGCUCAUGGAGGGCUGGUUGAGGAGGGGAUUGCCUGCUUGGAAAGCAUGGCGCGGCACAAGCUGCAGCCUCGGGUGGAGCACCUGUCGUGCGUGGUGGACAUGCUGGCGCGCGCGGGGAACCUGGACGGCGCAGCGGAGAUUGUGAGGAGCGCUGGCAGUGGCAGCAGCGCGGCGGCGUGGAGCUCGCUGCUCAGCGCUUGCAGGAGACGCGGGGAUGGCGGCGGCGAGGUCGGGCGGGGCGCGGCGGCCCGCGUGCUGGAGAUGGAGCCGGGCAACUCGGCGGGGUAUUUGCUGUCCAUGGGUUUAGGCAAGGGAUGGGCAGCGGGGAUGCGGUCGGCAAUGAGGGAGAAGGGGGUGAAGGUGGAGAGCGGGCACAGCGUGGUGCACGCCGGCGGCGAAAGCCAGCGGUUCGUUUGGUGGGACGGAGCGCACCCGCGGCGAGGGGAGGUGUACGCCAUGCUUCACCUCCUGCACCGCCACAUGAAGCAGUGCAGUGCAGCCAGCAUAUCCCAUUGACAAGG